Tachyglossus aculeatus (Australian echidna) is the source of this 4458-nucleotide messenger RNA. It is a transcript of the gene IREB2, whose product is annotated as iron responsive element binding protein 2. Gene Ontology annotation, molecular function: 4 iron, 4 sulfur cluster binding; iron-responsive element binding; aconitate hydratase activity. Lineage: Eukaryota; Metazoa; Chordata; Mammalia; Monotremata; Tachyglossidae. The record is from RefSeq and is a predicted model, not a curated record. Gene Ontology annotation, cellular component: mitochondrion; cytosol. Gene Ontology annotation, biological process: citrate metabolic process; tricarboxylic acid cycle. The coding region runs from base 48 to 2945 and encodes 965 amino acids. The transcript is spliced from 22 exons.
CCGCCGUCGUCUUCCCCGUCACCACAGAGGUAAUAUGGUCGCCGGCGAUGGACGGCCCCGGAGCAGGAUGCCCCUUUGAGUACUUAAUUGAACCUCUAGAUGACAGUUCUGAUAAGAAGUUCUUCAACGUUCCUAAACUUGGAGGCAUCAAAUAUGAUGUUUUGCCUUACUCAAUACGGGUAUUGCUGGAAGCCGCAGUUCGAAACUGUGAUGGCUUCCUUGUGAAAAAAGAAGAUGUUAUGAACAUUUUAGACUGGAAAGUAAAGCAAAACAAUGUUGAAGUGCCCUUUUUUCCUGCUCGUGUUGUUCUUCAAGAUUUUACCGGAAUUCCUGCAAUGAUAGAUUUUGCUGCAAUGAGAGAAGCGGUGAAAAAUCUUGGAGGAGAUCCUAAGAAAGUCCACCCUGCCUGCCCAACAGAUCUCACUGUUGACCAUUCUUUGCAGAUUGACUUCAGUAAAUGCGCAAUACAAAAUGCACCCAACCCCGGAGGUGGUGACCUGGCGAAGACAGCAGCCAAGCUUUCUCCUCUCAAAGUGCAGCUUCGAAAACUCCCUUGCAGAGGCCAGGCGGCCUGCCGAGGACCGUGUGAUUCUGGGGAAGCAGUCCGCAACUCAGGAAAAUUCUCCGCGCAGAUUGAGAACACACCUCUCCUCUGCCCCUUUCACUUACAGCCAGUGCCUGAGCCCGAAACAGUGUUAAAAAACCAGGAGGUAGAAUUUGGCAGAAAUCGAGAGAGACUUCAGUUUUUUAAGUGGGGUUCAAAAGUGUUUGAGAAUGUGACCGUAAUCCCUCCUGGAACCGGAAUGGUUCAUCAAGUGAACUUGGAAUACCUGUCCAGAGUGGUUUUUGAAGUAAAGGAUCUCCUCUUUCCAGACAGUGUAGUUGGCACAGAUUCUCACAUAACCAUGGUGAAUGGCUUGGGAAUUCUGGGGUGGGGUGUUGGAGGAAUUGAGACAGAAGCAGUUAUGCUUGGCCUGCCAGUCACUCUUACUUUGCCAGAGGUGGUAGGUUGUGAGUUAAUUGGCUCAUCAAGUCCAUUUGCUACAUCCAUAGAUGUUGUUCUUGGCAUUACAAAACACCUCAGGCAAGUAGGAGUGGCAGGAAAAUUUGUCGAAUUCUUUGGAAGUGGAGUAGCCCAGCUCUCUAUAGCUGACCGAACUACAAUAGCAAACAUGUGUCCUGAGUAUGGUGCUAUCCUGAGCUUUUUCCCCGUUGAUAAUGUGACAGUUAAGCAUUUAGAGCAUACAGGUUUUGACCGGGCUAAGCUUGAGUCGGUGGAAACGUACCUUAAAGCUGUGAAGUUGUUUAGAAGUGACGAGAGUUCUUUGGAAGAACCUGAGUAUUCCCAGGUUAUACAAAUUAAUCUGAGCUCUAUAAUUCCAUCGGUCAGUGGCCCAAAGAGGCCACAGGACAGAGUGGCUGUGACAGAUAUGAAGAGAGAUUUCCAGGCCUGUUUAAAUGAAAAGGUUGGCUUUAAAGGCUUCCAGAUUGCAGCUGAAAAACAAAACGAUAUCAUGCCUAUUCAGUAUGAAGGAAAUGAAUAUAAUCUCUCUCAUGGAUCUAUUGUCAUCGCAGCAGUAAUCAGUUGCACAAAUAACUGCAAUCCAUCUGUCAUGCUUGCUGCCGGUUUAUUGGCCAAGAAGGCUGUUGAGGCCGGCCUGCAGGUUAAACCUUACAUAAGAACAAGCUUGUCUCCUGGCAGUGGAAUGGUUACACAUUACCUCAGUUCAAGCGGAGUAUUACCAUAUCUUAGUAAACUUGGAUUUGAAGUAGUUGGCUAUGGGUGUUCAACGUGUGUUGGAAAUACAGCUCCCUUACCGGAAGCAGUUCUAAAUGCAAUAAAACAGGGUGAUUUAAUUGCUUGUGGGGUUUUGUCUGGAAACAAAAAUUUUGAAGGUCGUCUUUGUGAUUGCGUCCGUGCCAACUACCUUGCCUCACCUCCUCUUGUAGUGGCUUAUGCCAUAGCAGGCACAGUUAACAUAGACUUCCUGACAGAACCUCUAGGUACUGAUUCUAGUGGGAAAGAUAUCUACCUACGUGACAUUUGGCCUGACCGAGCAGAACUUCAUCAAGUGGAAGAGAUGCAUGUUAUAUCGUCUAUGUUUAAGGAAUUGAAAGAAAAAAUGGAGAAAGGCAAUAAACGAUGGAAUUCCUUAGAUGCACCAGAUUCAGUCUUGUUUCCCUGGGAUUUAAAAUCCACUUAUAUCAGAUGUCCAUCUUUUUUUGAUAAACUUGCCAAAGAACCAUUGUCGCUGGAACCUAUUGAAAAGGCCCACGUCUUGCUCUAUUUGGGAGAUUCUGUCACUACAGAUCAUAUAUCUCCUGCUGGAAGCAUUGCUAGGAGCAGUGCUGCUGCUAAAUAUCUGACAAACAGAGGCCUCACUCCUCGUGAGUUCAAUUCUUACGGGGCCCGAAGAGGAAAUGACGCUGUAAUGACGAGAGGCACCUUUGCCAAUAUCAAGCUUUUCAAUAAGUUCAUCGGAAAACCAGCUCCCAAAACAAUUCACUUUCCGUCGGGACAAACGUUAGAUGUAUUUGAAGCAGCGGAGUUGUACCAGAAGGAAGGUAUCCCGCUGAUCAUUUUAGCAGGAAAAAAAUAUGGGUCGGGAAAUUCAAGAGAUUGGGCUGCCAAAGGACCAUAUUUGCUGGGUGUGAAAGCUGUUGUAGCUGAAAGUUAUGAAAAAAUUCAUAAAGAUCAUUUGAUUGGUAUUGGCAUCGCUCCACUUCAGUUCCUUCCAGGAGAAAAUGCAGAUUCUCUGGGCCUCACUGGGAAAGAGCAGUUUUCCCUAACAUUUCCUGAAGAUCUAUUUCCAGGAAUUACAUUUACUAUAAAGACAAGCACUGGAAAAGUAUUCAGCGUGAUUGCUUCAUUUGAAAAUGCUGUGGAAAUAACAUUAUUUAAACACGGUGGAAUAUUAAACUAUGUGGCCCGAAGAUUUUCAUAGUAUCCACUGACUACUAGAUACCUUUCUUAACUGGUUACUCAGCAAAUGCCUUGUGUGGACCCAGGAAUCAGUACCAUGGAACAGCAAACAAUUCCAGUGCUCUAUUAUUUUUAUCCAUGGAUGUAAAUGAUUGUGAAUCAUCGUAGUGACUGCAACAAGAACCUUCUUGAUUUUAAAUACUAUACGACUGGUGCUAUUAACAUUGCUAAAAGCGUAAGUGUGUUGUGGAAGAGAGUUGUAAGUAUUGGGGGGGGGGGGAUAUUUUAUCAGAUCACUUUGUAAAUAAACAAGGCAGAAUUUGAACCAAAAUUGUGAAAAUUAUUCUGUACUAACCUUCUUGCAGUUGUUCUUGUUUAUUUUUUGCCCCUAUAAAACUGUCUACUGCCGUGUGUUGGUUUUAAAGGUGGCGGAUUUGUAGUAGGAGAAGCAAGCAUGACUUUCUCAAAUCGGAAAGCUGGAAAACAGACUUUCAGGUUUUAAUUAGACUGGGAGUAGUCAAAAUUGAUGUGACGUGUGACUUUUUCUCCUUUUGUUCGUAAUGAAAGCCAGGGCUUCCCUCAGCAAAGAAUAUGGCUCCUAGAGACUACAAGCCCUGCUACACCAUAUGCAGUCCCAUCAAACCCAAAGCUGCUCAUGUACAUGAAGGAUGGUAUUAAACCACAAUGGGACUUGUAUUGUGCGUGGGAAACACCCGCAUAUUAAGAGAAGAUGAAUUCGGACUCUUCCGAUGUGCAAUCCCAACUGUUUGUUCACUCAACCUGCAGUUAGGCAAAGCUUGAAUAUCAUCCUAUUACAAGAAGUGCAACUGGGCAGUUGCCUUCCAUGUGCAUUGCAGCGAUUUCCAAGUAAAUGCUGGUUUUAAAGUGUCAUCGAGUCCAACAGGUUCCCUGAUGACGUCUGGGGGAUUGGGAUUGGGUUGCGGUUGGAGUAGGAUCCUGGAUCUCUAGGGAUCCAGUCAGAGCAGGGAGAGGAGAGGAGGAAGAAGAGGUGUUGACAGGGAACCGGGAAGGUAGAGAUACAAAUGAGAAAAACCACCACCUCACCCUUCCCAAACAGGAAGAGAAGGCUGAAGAGCCAACGUGAACCACCAUGCUACUGCCGCAGCCGCGCCAGCCAGUUGGAUCGCGUUCUAAUGAGAUGUUAACGGAUCAAGAAAAUCCCGUGGGCUUUCUAGUGUUGCUAAAGAACUAAAAUGCGAAAGGUUUUAUUUUAUCAAAGGAUUAUUCAUCCACCUCCUCCCACCUUUCUGACGUGGCUUUUCAUUUUGGCAAGUACUUAACCUCCAUUUUGAAUAUAACAUGAGUGGCGAAUCCCUAUGUGCUUCUUACCGGUUUUAAUUUUGGUUGCCCUUGAAUUAUUUAUAGUACCUUCCUCUGCUUUGGAGCGUCCUCCGUUCCUUACCCUGGCUCGGCAUUCAUUGAGAUGUCAUUUUAGAGUGUUAAUUUUAGAGAAGCAGCGUGGCCUAAUGGAGAGAGCACGGGCCCGGGAGUCGGAAUGACCUGGGUUCUAAUCC